UCAAUCCCGUGAGACGGAAAGGCGACGGUGUCGUCUUCGUCGCUCAAUCAUUGUGUGCCCCUCUUGGCUCUCGUCCUGCCGUCGCCGCAGAGGAAGACGGAGACACCGUCGGAGGAGGAGCGCCAUGGCCGGCUCUGAUCUCCUCCGCCCAGAUCCAGCCACAGGGCUGGCCAUCGUGAUCAUGGGCGUCAGCGGCUGCGGCAAAUCGACCGUGGCGGCGAUGCUCGCCGACGCGCUGGGCUGCGGCUUCGUCGAGGCGGACGACUACCACUCCCACGCCAACAAAGAGAAGAUGAGCAGGGGCGUCCCGCUCACGGACGAGGACCGCCUCCCGUGGCUGGAGUCGCUGCGCGACGCCAUCCGGGAGCGCCUAGGCCGCGGCGAGGACGUCGCCGUCAGCUGCUCGGCGCUGCGGCUCAAGUACAGGGAGGUUCUCCGGCAGGGGGACAUCAGUUACAAGCCUGGGAGCUAUGAGACCUGCAGAGUCAAGUUCGUGUGUCUAGAGGCGUCGGCGGAGGUGAUCGCCGGGAGGGUCGAGCGCAGGGCGGCGGAAGGGGGCCACUUCAUGCCGGCGAGCCUGGUGCGGAGCCAGCUCGACCUGCUGGAGAUCGACGCGGCCGAGGGGAUCACCGUCGUCGACGCCACGGUGCCCGCCCACGCCAUCGUCCAAGCCACCGUCGCCCAGUUCAGGGACGAGCUGGCAUCCAUGGCGUGCUGAGAAAUUCAGUUGAAUCCAGCUGCUCUGUUUCUUAUUUCUGAAUCCAGUUUCAUGGCUGUACAAGUUAUACAAGUUUUAAAGGCUCUCCAAA
Messenger RNA from Triticum urartu, 809 nucleotides. RefSeq names its product gluconokinase. Gene Ontology annotation, molecular function: gluconokinase activity. Gene Ontology annotation, cellular component: cytoplasm. The record is from RefSeq and is a predicted model, not a curated record. NCBI's taxonomy places the organism in Eukaryota, Viridiplantae, Streptophyta, Magnoliopsida, Poales, Poaceae.